UGGAGUUAAAGAGGGAGAACUAGAGCAACGGCGGCGAACAGGGGACAGCCAGCGCGAGCGAGAAAAUGAGAAGUCCGGCGCGUGUAGAAUGAGUAUGAUCAACUAAACUGCGCACUUUAAUAACAGCCUACGUUUUUUUUAAUCAUAGAAACGGUGUGAACUUAGUUUUUGGAGUUCGACAGAGUCGGGCUAGUUAGUCAAACGUUUUAGACGACUUAACCCACAUGGUUCCGUGACUUCAAAAGCGAUUAUUGUGGAGUUGUUUAUAUCGUUUGAAUUACCUCAGCCUCGAGUGGCGGGAUUAAGGGGGCCGGGAGAGAGAGAGAGAGAGAGAGAGAGAGAGAGAGAGAGAGAGAGAGAGCGAGAGGAGAAGAGAAGGUGGGGCAGAGUGAGUCGAGCGCUUACUACUGUCCGCCCGCUUCAACUGAACCACCAACGGAUAUUCGUGCUAAAAUCGACAGGAGUAAAUCAUUGUAUGCUUAUCGGAAUUAGGAGAGAGAUAACAGCGGCUGUCAUCUUUUCCUUUACCGUUCAUUCCAGGCACUCUGAAGGAUCUACGCUGUUGGGCGCCGUAAUCCUCUGAUAUUUACCAUUUGGUCGGAUUUUUUGGAGGGGAGUGUAAAUUCCCCGGUCUUGUUGGACGAUGGCCGACGACGACGUGCUCUUUGAAGAUGUUUACGAGCUGUGCGAGGUCAUUGGCAAGGGGCCAUUUAGCGUGGUACGAAGAUGCAUCAACAGGGAGACGGGCCAGCAAUUUGCUGUGAAGAUUGUGGAUGUGGCCAAAUUCACCUCCAGUCCUGGCCUCAGCACAGAGGAUCUGAAGAGGGAAGCGAGUAUCUGUCACAUGCUGAAACAUCCACACAUAGUGGAGCUUCUGGAAACCUACAGCUCUGAUGGGAUGCUCUACAUGGUUUUUGAAUUUAUGGAUGGAGCAGAUCUCUGCUUUGAGAUUGUGAAGAGAGCAGAUGCUGGGUUUGUUUACAGUGAGGCUGUAGCCAGUCACUACAUGCGACAGAUCCUAGAGGCGUUGCGGUACUGCCAUGACAACAACGUAAUUCACAGAGAUGUAAAGCCUCAUUGUGUAUUGCUGGCAUCAAAGGAGAACUCAGCACCAGUGAAACUGGGUGGCUUUGGUGUGGCUAUACAGCUGGGAGAGUCUGGACUGGUGGCUGGAGGCCGGGUGGGCACUCCUCAAUUCAUGGCACCAGAGGUGGUGAAAAGGGAACCUUAUGGGAAACCCGUCGAUGUAUGGGGCUGUGGAGUCAUCCUCGUCAUCCUUCUCAGUGGCUGCCUGCCCUUCUAUGGCACCAAAGAGCGCCUGUUUGAAGCAAUCAUAAAAGGAAGAUACAAGUUGAAUCCCAGGCAGUGGGGCCACGUUUCAGAGAGUGCCAAAGAUCUGGUACGCCGUAUGCUGAUGCUGGACCCUGCAGAGAGGAUCACUGUGUAUGAAGCUCUCAACCACCCCUGGCUCAAGGAGAGAGACCGCUAUGCCUACAAGAUCCACCUUCUUGACACAGUUGAGCAGCUAAGGAAGUUCAAUUCCAGGAGGAAGCUAAAAGGUGCGGUGCUCGCUGCAGUCUCCAGUCACAAGUUCAACUCUUUCUAUGGCGACCCACCUGAAGAACUGCCUGACUUCUCUGAAGAGCCGACAUCAUCAGGACUGCUAGCGGCAGAAAGGGCUGUGUCACAGGUGCUGGACAGUUUGGAGGAGAUCCAUGCACUGACGGACUGCAGUGAGAAAGACCUGGAUUUUUUACACAGCGUCUUCCAGGACCAUCACCUCCACACUUUGCUAGAUCUGUAUGACAAGAUAAACACCAAGUCCUCACCACAAAUCCGAAAUGCACCAAGUGAUGCAGUUCAAAAAGCCAAAGAGGUAUUGGAGGAGAUUUCAUGCUACCCUGAAAACACAGACGCUAAAGAACUGAGACGGAUCCUAACCCAGCCCCAUUUCAUGGCCUUACUUCAAACUCAUGAUGUUGUAGCACAUGAGGUGUACAGUGACGAGGCACUGAGGGUCACUCCUCCCACAUCACCAUACCUUAACGGAGACUCACCUGAGAGCACCAACGGUGACAUGGAUCUAGAGAACGUCACACGGGUGCGCCUUGUUCAGUUCCAAAAGAACACGGACGAACCCAUGGGCAUCACGUUGAAAAUGAAUGACCUAAACCACUGCAUCGUUGCAAGAAUAAUGCAUGGAGGAAUGAUCCACAGACAAGGUACUUUGCAUAUUGGAGAUGAGAUCCGGGAGAUCAACGGUAUAAGUGUAGCAAAUCAAACGGUGGAGCACCUUCAGAAGAUGCUUCGGGAAAUGAGAGGAAGCAUCACCUUUAAGAUUGUGCCAAGCUAUCGCAUGCAACAGUCGCCCUGUGAGAAAGAAUCCCCCAACACCUCCAGACAGUCCCCUGCUAAUGGUCAUUCCAGCAUUUACAGUUCUAUCUUGGAUUUGCCGGCAACCAUCCAGCCAAAAGGAUGCCAGAUCUCCAGACCUCCAAUCAAGGAUAAAUUUUCCAUCAAGAUCUACGUGAGGGCGCAGUUCGAAUAUGACCCAAUGAAGGAUGACCUCAUCCCUUGUAAAGAGGCAGGGAUUCGCUUCAGAGUGGGUGACAUAAUCCAGAUUAUCAACAAAGAUGACCACAACUGGUGGCAAGGCAAACUGGAAAACACCAAGAAUGGCACUGCAGGGCUAAUUCCCUCUCCUGAACUCCAGGAGUGGCGGGUGGCCUGUAUAGCCAUGGAGAAAACCAAGCAGGAACAGCAGGCAAGCUGUACGUGGUUUGGCAAGAAAAAAAAGCAGUACAAAGACAAGUACCUAGCAAAACACAAUGCAGUGUUUGAUCAACUAGAUCUCGUCACGUAUGAGGAAGUAGUGAAGUUGCCUGCAUUUAAGCGGAAAACAUUAGUGUUACUAGGUGCCCAUGGGGUUGGCAGAAGACACAUCAAGAACACACUCAUCACCAAACACCCAGACAGAUUCGCUUACCCCAUUCCACACACAACCAGACCUCCAAAGAAAGAUGAAGAGAAUGGCAAGAAUUAUUUCUUUGUAUCCCAUGACCAAAUGAUGCAGGACAUCUCUAACAACGAUUACCUGGAGUACGGCAGCCACGAAGAUGCAAUGUACGGCACACGCUUGGAGACGAUACGCAAGAUCCAUGAGCAAGGACUCGUAGCCAUAUUGGAUGUAGAGCCACAGGCUCUGAAGGUGUUACGGACAUCUGAAUUUGCUCCCUAUGUGGUUUUUAUUGCUGCACCAACCAUCACCCCUGGCAUGAAUGAGGAUGAGUCAUUACAGAGGCUGCAGAAAGAGUCUGAGAUCCUUCAGAAGACAUAUGCACAUUAUUUUGACCAAACCAUCAUCAAUAAUGAGAUUGACGAGACUAUUCGGCUCCUUGAAGAGGCUAUAGACCUGGUUUGCACCACCGGCCAGUGGGUGCCAGUGUCCUGGGUCUAUUAAAACACAAUCCAAGGUGUGCCCUUCAACCCUGUAACUUUAUGCCCCUCACAACCACAUACUUUGCAAUGCAUCUCAAAAAACUUCAAAACUUUCCCUUGUUUAAAUUGGGGUGAAACCCACCUCUGACGUUCAACUACAUGGAUGUGCAAGCCCUGCAGUGAGCCCAGUUUUGGCCCCUCAUGGACUACCUAGAUGUAGUGAUGUAUCAAUAAAAAAAGAUCAAUAAAAUGAAUUACUAAAUAUUGUCAUGUCUGUAUAGCUAGGAGGCAAUAUUUUUUAGACUUUUGUUUUAAAGAGACAGUACCCUCCAUGCCGCAUUAUGAUGUGUCAUGAAUGUUUUUGUUGUGUUAAAUAAUUUUUCUAAUAUAUACAAAAAUCAUUUUUUAAUGUUCGUAUGGAAGCAAAACUGCAGUAUUACUACAGUGGAAUCCUCAUCAUUUUUUAUCUGUCCAACCCUUCUAUUUACUCGGCCAUCAUACAUAAUCCCCACAUUAUCCGUGCAGCAGACCCCCAGCAGCUUUAUCCAGUCAAGAGUUAUCAGUUAUUUAGCUUUCAUUUUAAAACAUCUUUUUUGGAUGGUUUGUUGUUUUCCUCGAUCCAACCUUCUUUACACAUGGAUACUGUCUCUCUAAAGACCUGCAAAAAUGUUUUAGAGAUUUGAAUGAAAUCUCAUGCAUGUGAACAUUCACAAGCUUCCAUUCUGUCAGUGUUAGCUGUGUUCAAACUGUCACCCACAGCAGAAAACAUUCCAUUCUUCUGGACAAAACACUUUCAAACUAGUGGCGCUAGUGACAAGAACAAAUCAACAAAGAAAAGACCUAUGCACAUCUCUUGCAUUUUGUCAACUUUGUAAACAAAUUUAUUUUUACCAAGCAUGUAGUAGUGUGUAAAUGAUCUUUAUUUUUUAUUUAAGAGGGUAGAGAUGAAAUUGAAUACAAAAAAAAAAAAAUAACUGUUCCACCGUUUCAGAAAUGUGUAAUUUGAGAAUAUUCUUGUUUUAAUUGAGCCAAAUCAAAUUGAAAACCUUUUUAUUCUGUGCAGUUGUUUGAUAAAGAUGCAACCAUGAACUGCGUGGCAAAAGACGACCCGGUCUGUUCAUCUGAAUCAUUCUCUAAAUGACAAUACGUUAACUCAAACUGCCCAGUGUAAAUUCCUCUGCUGAUGACAGCAGCUCUUCAGUAUGAGCUUUUUAUAUAUAUAUAUCCUUUUAUGUGGUGAAGAACUCCGUGUCCUCUGCUCUGUGUUGUGUCAUCCUGCUAUUACACUUUACCCCUCUGUGUGAGUUAGCAAAGAUGGGGUGAAUGGAAACUUUUUGCUCAUCUUUCACCAUUUUGUUUUUCUGAAUUUUUCCCAGCAGCUGUGGUAGAUCACGCCCUGCCACUCAACUCUGUGUGACUGCAUUUGGGAUCAAUACCCAGUGUUUGAGAGUGAGGCAGUCAGUAUGUAUGUUUGUUUGACCAAUGGUACUGUGUGUCGCUUCUUUUGUAAUAUAAAGUACAUAGAACAUAUUUCUGUAUAUAAUAGAAAACGAGAAGUGGUGUUCUACUAAAGGUGCUUUAUGUACCAAACAUGCCUUUAAUGCUGAAGUUUCUAAAUGUAUGAAGUCAUUCCCCUGCUCUAAUCUCUCUUCUCCACUCAAAACUAAUAUAAAACUGUUUUCGUCAUUAAGGGAACUUCAUUUCUCACCUAUGUUUGUGCCAUAAUCAGGAGCAGAAGUUUGAAAUGGCAGCUUCCAAAUUAUUGUAACAUAAAUAAAUGUGAGAGCCAUAAUUUUCACCUGCUGAACCCUGAAUGACACACAGAUACAUGUGCAAGAGAGGGAGGGAUUUGUGUGCUUUAGCGGUCUUACAAAAGCUGUCCUACAAAAGCGGUCCUUCAAAUGUUGAGAAAUUUUUUCAGCUGAACUGAAGGAGGGGAAAGUCAGACUCAACAAAAACAAUGAAAUUUGAAACCGGUAUUAAAUAUGUAAGGUAAGAUGUGCUGAAUGGUUUUCAAUUUUGGAUGAAAAUAGUGACUAUGUAAAGGAAACAAUGGUGUACUUCAAACGGGAUGAUACUUUGUCGAGGGAAAAAAAUAGUUUGAAAAGGUUGAUUACUGACUACAGUACCAUGACGGAAGAAAUUCUGUCUUUAAAAGGCGUUGAUCUAACUUUACACAUUGAA
This is a messenger RNA of Xyrauchen texanus (razorback sucker), 5622 nucleotides long. Its product is annotated as peripheral plasma membrane protein CASK-like. NCBI's taxonomy places the organism in Eukaryota, Metazoa, Chordata, Actinopteri, Cypriniformes, Catostomidae. Gene Ontology annotation, cellular component: cell-cell junction; basolateral plasma membrane; plasma membrane. The transcript is spliced from 28 exons. Gene Ontology annotation, molecular function: ATP binding; protein kinase activity; signaling receptor binding. Bases 644 to 3460 code for a protein of 938 amino acids. The record is from RefSeq and is a predicted model, not a curated record. Gene Ontology annotation, biological process: protein phosphorylation; regulation of neurotransmitter secretion.